Messenger RNA from Nicotiana tabacum (common tobacco), 775 nucleotides. RefSeq lists its product as uncharacterized. Lineage: Eukaryota; Viridiplantae; Streptophyta; Magnoliopsida; Solanales; Solanaceae. The record is from RefSeq and is a predicted model, not a curated record.
CUUUAUUAAAGACACAUUAUUUCAGAGAGAUACACUCAGGAACUGAGUAUACUAUCAACUGCUUCAAAGAAAACCAGCAAAUUAAAUAAUAAGUGAAUAUGGGUUCCCUUAUGGCAGGUUGGGCCUGUAAUAUUCCUGACCCCAAAGUUUUGAAAUAUAAGAGAAACACGUCAUUAACAAAGGAAGAAAUAAAUGCCUAUUGGAGAUCCCAAAAAAAGAAAGAAGAAGAGCAUCCCAGAGAUAGUUCUAUGCUAUCCCCUCGCAGCCCAAAUCAGGCUAAUAGUACCUUUGAAGAGACUGCUAAAAAGGAGUACGAAACGUCAAACUCCGGGGAGAUUUUGGGUAUCAACAGUGAUACAAAUUGGGAGAAACUAAUCGAGAAACACGGCUGGUGGGUAAUUAGCAGUUUGGCACAUUUGAAUGAACCGCCAGUGCUAGCACCAGAAGAGGCUACUUACAAGCGUGCGUCACGGUUCAAUGCAGCCCCCAAUAUGAUUGCACCAAACACCAAACAAGCCCAAACAGGAUAAUCAACUCUUGAUGACUCAUGUUUCUGAAAUCAAGCUAGUUAAAUUUUGAUAUAGAGUUUGGAUGAACAAGCAUAUGUACAUCUAAGGUGUUGUUGAGCUUGUAAAUGUAAUGUGUUUAGGUGUUGUUUAUGCACGCUUGUAAAUUUAAGGUGUAAUGGUUUUUUUAGGUUUUGUUGAGCUUGUAAAUUUAAUUUGUUUCUGAGCUGCAGUGUCAACAUUCAAUAAUGUUUAGACGUAAUUGCAUA